CUGUAGCUUCGGCCCGACGUGUCUCACGCGGACGACGCAAUGGAGCUGGACAGCGAGGAGCCGGCCGACGCGCCCGCCGCGCCGCCGCUACUCUCCGACCAGCUACAAGCGCUUCUGUCCAAGCCACCUCCUGUCUUCAACGCGUCCGAACCGCCACCCGGCUUCAACCUGUCCGAGCCGCCGCCCUUCAACGCGUCCCAGCCGCCGCCUGACGACAAGCCGGACGACGACCGCAAGAACGACCGCGACCGCAGGGAUCGGGACAGGGACAGGGAUAGGAGGGACGGCGGACGGGACAGGAGGGACAGGGAUAGAGAGCGCGGUGGCAGAGAUAGAGGACGGGAUCGGGAUAGGGAACGCGGGGGAGAACGAGACGAAAGGAGAGACCGCGAGCGGGGAGACCGCGGCAACCGGGACCGCCGCGACCGCGACAGGGACCGCGACCGGGAAAGACCCGACAGGGACCGGUUCGGUGCCCGGGAUAAUAACAACGGAGACCGCAGCCGAGAGAAGUCCCCUCGCAUUCCCGGCAACCCCGAACAGACUGGCGAAAAGUCCCUUCAGGAGCGACUAUGGGAGAUGGCCAACGGCAAGCCCGCUCCCAGGGACGACAAGCCCCGGGACGACUUCCAAGAUGGCAGGGAAGGAAGGGAUGACAGGGAGGAUGGGAGGAACGACCGUCCUCCGCUGUUGGAUAGACCGCCGAUGAGGCACGAUAUGGCGCCGCCGCUUAUGGAUGAUGAAUCGGACAACGGGCCGGGCGGGCCCGCGGGCCCGGGCGCCGGCUGGACGCAGCUGCCGCGCAUGCCGCCGCCGCACUGCGCGCCCUUCCGAGCUGAAUUGAGAAUGAGAGGGCCUCCUAGACAGGGAAUGGCAGGACCGUGGAUGGACGGGCCGGGCCCAGGACCGGUAGGCCCCGGCGGCCCGGGAGGGCCGGGGCCGGGCUUCGGGCCCCGGUUCAACGGCAUGGGGCCCCCGCCCUUCAACAGGCCCCCGUUCGAGAGACCGCCCUUCGAGGGGGGCCCCAUAUUCGAGGGCCCGCCGAGGUUCGAGCGUCCGCCGUUCAACCGAAUGCCGUUCGACGGGAUGAAUCGGCCCCCGUUCGACGGCCCGCGGCCUCCGUUCGACGGCCCGCGGCCUCCGUUCGACGGCCCGCGGCCUCCGUUCGACGGCCCGCGGCCUCCGUUCGACGGCCCGAAGCCGCCCUUCGACGGCCCGCGACAGUUCGACGGCCCGCCGGAGUUCUUCGACAGAAACAACCGACGAUUCGACGAGCGGGAACAGUUCAACGAACGCGGCUGGAACGGCGACCGCGACCGCGACUGGGGCGACCGCAGGAACAACGAGUGGGACGACCGCCGCAGGGACCGCAGGCCGCGGGAGCUCGACGACAGGUUCCGCGACCGAAACGACCGCAGGAGGAACUUCGACGACCGGCCGCGACCUCCCCGGGACGCGCGAGACAACUCCAAAGAUAACAAAGACGCGCCCAACGACGCCCCCAAGGAGAUCCCUAAAGAGGCCCCCAAGGAGGCGCCGAAGGAGGAGAGAAACACCAGAAGAGAGAGAGACAGAAAGUCGAGGUGGGGGGCCGCCGAGGACGUCGUGAUCCCGGCCGAGAGCCAGGACGUAGUACAAGAUAUCGCCGAGAACCAGACAAAUAUAACUAGUGAUAACGCUGAAAACGUCGACGCGAGUCGGGAACAAACAGAAAGCGAUCCGUCCGAGCGGGAAGAAGCGAGCGAGCCGUUCGCGCCCGUCGAGAGAGAGAGGGAUGCGUUUAACAACGAGGAGGAUCGGCAGCCGGAGAGCGAGGAGCGGUCGUGUGCUAGUCAGGAUUAUAGCGAACAAAAUCAUAUCGAACCGGUUCAAAGGGAGGAAGCGAAGGAACACCCGGCGCUGAGCGAUCUGUACGACACUAGCGAAGCGGUCGCGAGUUUCCCGAUGCCGAAGCCGGUCGCGGAGGCGAUGCCCGUUGAGACGGAAGCCGACAGCUCGAAGGACAUAUUCGACGAGGCGCGGGACAGGGAGCCCGAGCCCGCGGAGAGCCGCGAGGGAGCCGCCUGACACCGGCGCCGGUGGAAGGUGGACUAUUUCCAGUGGAAAUGAUUCGGGUGACACCCGCUCGGCCGCUAUAAAUUUGUGGGCGGGUGGGGCGACUAUAAAUGUUUAAAUUUAUAUACCGCUCACGAAACUUAUAGAUGUUAUAUCGCAGAGUUUUAUAAGAAUGAAAUGUAUAUUUUGUUGUUGACGUGGAGCCCCACACGAGCGCGGCGGAGCGGCACGCGACGACGCCAAAGAUUUUUAUACGCAAUCAAAUAUGAAAUAUACGAGUGCCUUAUUGGUUACCGAAGUGGUGUUUUGUUUGCUCCGGCGCCGCAGAAGAGGAACGCGCCUGGGCGCUCAAGUGGAGCGACCCGGGCCAGGUACGUCCGCGCACGUCGAGAACAAUCGCACGACACGCACGCAACAAAACCAAGCUGCGUUUACACGAGCAUAAGACACUUUGCCUGCAUCCCAAGUCAAGCCUGUACUUAACCUUAAAACUGUCUGUCAUUUCAGCAAAGUUAUCAAGGCAUCUUGCUCGUGUAAACGCGGCUCUUAACACCUGUUUGAUUUCCAUCGCGUUUCCAGUAACAUGUUGCAAAGUUCUAUUACAAUUUUGAGUUGCACCGUUGUACUCGGCGUGCGUAUUUUUCUAUUGUAUUUGCCGAUGUUGAAAUGGAGAUUCGUAAUGAUUAAAUAGUACUUAUGAUAAAAUAAUUAAAUGGAUAAAUUUUGUUGAUUAAUUAAAUAAAAUCUCCAUUUCAACACUAAUAAUAUGACUAGCAAUGUGUGCAAAACACCGCGGCGCGCGUCACCCGAAUCGGCCCUGGAAAUGACUACAAGGAAACAACGCAAGACUCAAGCGACGGAAUCCUCCAUUUUGACACGAUGUCGAGCCGACGUCGGCCAUCUUAGUUAUGUUUCUAUUUUUUUUUUUUACUUCAAUUAGAUCAUAAUUUCAUUAAUAUAUCUGUAUAACUUUAGUUUAGAUGGAUCUUAGGCUAAUUUUGGAAAUUAGCUUCCAAAUUAAAUAAAUUGCAUUAUUCAUUCAUCGAUUAGAAUUGAUUUAGCUUUAUCUUGUAAAAUUGGUGAGGGUAGGAAGAGAUUUAAAAAUGAUAGCACUAUAUUAAUCUAUAUGAUAGACACUACUAACACGUUUUAUAUGUUUAGGAGUUUAGUAUUCUAGCAAAAUACCCAUCACAUAGAGAUAGGUUGGAGUAUAAAGUUAAAAUAUUUUACAUUGAAAGUACUUCGCGUGCACUUGCACAUUGUUUAGAUUUAAACAGUUCAAUGUUAAUAUGUAACAUAUUUUACAAAUAUUCAACUAUAUGUGGGGCUUUUAUUUUAUAGUUAGGGAUUACAUACCUAUACCAUAAUUUUGAACAAGUUUUUAGGUGUGGCCCACGAUAUUGUGUAGAUAAGGAAUUUAUAAUUUAAUUGCAUGCAUCGAUGUUCUGUCAUAUUUGUGCUUCAAUAAAAAAUUCAAAAUGUC
Molecule: messenger RNA, 3538 nt
Organism: Ostrinia nubilalis (European corn borer)
Lineage: Eukaryota; Metazoa; Arthropoda; Insecta; Lepidoptera; Crambidae
Product: eukaryotic translation initiation factor 3 subunit A-like
Exons: 7
Coding region: 40-2067 (675 amino acids)
Source: RefSeq, a predicted model, not a curated record